Messenger RNA from Schistosoma spindalis, 5507 nucleotides. Lineage: Eukaryota; Metazoa; Platyhelminthes; Trematoda; Strigeidida; Schistosomatidae. The record is from the annotation of a GenBank genome assembly.
AAAAGAACAAAAAGUUUUUUAAAGUUACUUUCUUAUGACUGGAGAUUCGGCUACCAAAAUCGAUCGUCGGAUGUAAUAGAAUCUGGAGUUCAUCCAGUGGAAUUACUCGGACCGAGGUUAGAACCUGAGGGUGAAGACCAGGUGACUUUAGAAAGCUAUUCAGAGCGCAGGAAUUUACCAUACGAAGGGACGGAUGAGCCGUUAUUUUCCGAUUAUGGGAGCGAAAGUGACGGUGAAGACGAAUACAUUAAACGGAGACGCAGCUCGAAGUUGAUCGAUGACAACUCUGCUAUGGAAGAAGCUUUAUCAGCCGUUUAUCUUAAUUCCGGAACACUCAUAAAGAUGGCAAUCAUUGGUGUUGAGUUGCAAAAUGUUAUCAAAGUUUCCUUACGAAAGGUGAGGAUACUUUAUUUACACCGAUAUUUUAACCGCCGUGUUUAGUUUUUGUUGCACAUUUUGGUCAUAAGAUAUAUUCGGAAUAUUUUAACUUAAGAAUGUCCAGUCCUGUUAUCGGUGCUGUAAAGUCUAAGAUGCAAGGAAUGAAGCUUCAAAUUGACCAGCUUAAACAAGAGUUAUCUACUAAACAAGCUAUUUUAAGGAAGGAGGAAGAAAAUAAAAUCAAGGCCGAAGCUGAAGUCGCCUCACUACAGAAGAGAAUUCGACAGCUUGAAGAUGAAUUGGAAUCUACCGAGACUCGUCUUCAAGAGGCUACUGUUAAGCUCGAAGAAGCGAGUAAAGCUGCUGAUGAAAGUGAUCGUGCUCGUCGGGUGCUUGAGGCCCGCCAGACUGCGGAAGACGAGCGGAUUUUACAUUUGGAAUCUGUGGUACAAGAAACUGCAAAAUCUGUGAGAGAUGCAGAAACAAAAUACGAGGAGGCGGCUCGUAAGCUGGCUAUCACGGAAGUGGAACUCGAACGGGCUGAGUCUCGAUUGGAAGCUGCCGAAAGUCGUUUAAAGGAGCUUCAAUCCAUUAUUCAUGGUACAAUGGGUCAGUUAAAAUCUUUAGAGCAUCAAGAAUCUCAGUUAAAUAAACAACGUAGUCUUCAUCAAUCUCAACUUGCCUCUUUAUCAAAACAAUUGAUUGAGGCUGAACGACGUGUUAAAGAAGCAAGUCAUCAAGAGGAGAUGAAACAAAUAGAAUUGUGCAAAUUAGAAGAAACAUUGGAAGCUGAACAAUUAAAUCAUACUAAUCUACGUCGUGAAAUGGAGACAAUGUUUACUGAAGUAGAAAAUAUCUAAUCAAUAGUUUACUAUGAACAGAAAUAUUUCUUAUUCCAAUUCUUUUCAAAGGAAAUCAUCAUGAUAUAAUGCCCAGUUAUAAUAUAAACAGAUCAUAUAGUUAUACAAAUGUAUACAUAAGCAUGAGAUGAGUUAGGUAGUGCUAUGAAACUAUACAGCAUGGUAUCAUUUGGUUUGUUUUAUGCUUCAUUUCUAUAUUCUACUGAAUGCUUCUUUUCUUUUUCCAACCACUGCCUCUUCUUCCCCCGUCCUCGCACUACACUUUUGAGAAUGUGUCUUGAAAAUUUCCUUAUGGAAAUACUCUACUGCUGUUACUAUUAUUUCUUAUCAGUAAUACAUCAAAUGUGUGCUUUGUUUUCGCCUUGUGUUUUUGUUGUUGUUGUUGUUGUGUAUGGUCUUAUUAUUGGUGAAGAUUUUGAUCUUAUAGGAUGUGAUGCUAUUCUCUUUUUGUUUUUUGGUAAACAGUGAAAUUGAAGUAAACAGCGCCUAUUUAUACUUUUUCAUAGGCUACGAUCGUGGUUUUUCUGUUUGUUUGUUUGUUUGGUUACAUAAUAUCAGUAUUUUGUUUCCUACGCUAACUCCCCUUCUAUUCUCACUUUUGUCUACCAUCCCCAUAUACAAUGAGUGCCUGUUUUACCCAAAUGAUUUCCAUUGUUUAUUACGUGCAUUAUGUUUUUUAUUUGUUUCCAUGCUUGUUUAUUUACAUGAUGUAUGUUUGUGUGUGUGUGUGUGGGAAUGUAAGUGUUUAAGCUUUUGCAUAGUGUCAUUAUUAGCCUUAUGUAAUCUGAAUAUUAAUUGUUAAUAUUAGCAAACAAUUUGUAAUCAAGUACACAAACUUAUGUUCUAUUCAAUUACUAACUAUUAUGUAACUUGAGUAAAUACUUUUCUGUAUUAUAUUAGUCGAUAUAGAAUUUAGUCAGUUUUAGUUAGAUUGUUAAGUGUUUCAACUAUACUUUAUUUACUGUUUCUAUGCAUGUAACAUUGAAAGGAAACUAUGCUAGACUAUAUAUGUAUAUAUCUUGUACAAAUGCCAUGAUACGGACGAAGGUGGGAAUAGUUAGCUCUAACAUGGCCACGCCUAUACAGCCAUUGUCCGGGAAGUCCUACUCACUGCCUUCUCGAGAAGUAGAUGUUGUUUACGGAAUUGAGAAGACGAAAAGCAAAUGUCUAGUGCUUUAACCGGUUUGGUGGACACGGAGGAUACCUAUAUGGGGAGUUGGAGAACCCUCAUUCCAAAUCAAUAGUGCACAUGGCCUACAGGAUCAUGAAGGAACAAAUGGUGUAGGAACCAAUUAUUGGUCACCGUCUACCAUGGGACUGCAUCUACUGACGUUGCUUCACUUCUUUGUGGAUCAUACUUUUAAGUUGAAGGCUCGGGUAGUGGUUACCUAAGGAAACCACCUGGUUUGGUCUGGGCACUCGGUCAGUAUCAUAGCCCACACACAAAUCAAGUGACUUGUGCAGUGCAUAUGUAUCAUGUGUCCCUUUGUACUAAUAAAUAUCACGAAUUCAAUGUAAUGGUAGUUAAUCAGUCAUCUCCCCAGUUAGCUCUAUGGUGACGGGUUUGAACUUUAUAACAUCCGUUUGAUUAAGUGUUAAAACGUGAAAUUUAAACUACGGAUAACCAACCAUCAACAUUAAAGUUAAGCCUAGUUUAGGUAGAUAUCAUUCGUUAGACUGAGCAUGAUGUAUUUAUAUUUAAUUAUGUUAUUGACAAUAAUAGGUAUCUUAGUUCUUAAGUGUAGCUAAGGGAUAAAGACUUGUCCAUUUUCCUAUUAAAUAUGAGAUUCUUUAAAGAUGGUUCAUUAUCAUUGAUUGUAUUGAGUAAAAUAGUGUUAUUUAUUUAUUUGAACACAUAAAUAUUGGUACAAGAGGGGACCAAAUAUAUAUGCGCCACACAAAUCUCAUUUGAUUUUUGUGAGGGCUGUGAUACUGCCCGGGUGCCCAGACCGAAGCAGGUGGUUUUCUUAGGGGUUCACACCCGGAGCCUUCGACCUAACGAUCUGAUCUACAAGGCAGUGGAGCAUCGUAAGGAGAUGCAGUCCCAAUGUAGCGGGUGAUCAAUAAAUGGUUCAUACGUCAUAUGUUCCUUCUGGAUUCCAUGUACAUCAUUGAUUUGGGACGAGGGAUUUCCAACUUCUCUAAGUGGACUCUGUGUCUAUCAACCCGGUUAAAGUACCUGCCGGAUAUUCGCUUUUUGUCCUGUCCAUUUCGUAAACAACACCUACUUCGCGAGAAGGUAAUGAGAAGGACUUCCCUUGGAGCGGAUGUAUACGCGUGGCCAUGUGAGAACAUUUGGAGAGGGGGAGCUGACUGUCUUCACCCUCGGCCGCCCCAGAGCAUUUGGGGACAUUCGAUCCAAACACACUUGACAACUAAACCCUUACACUAGGUCAUAUGAUACAUAGUGUUACAUAAUAUCCGGUUGACAAUCAAGUUAUAAAUCAAAUAGUAGUUUUAUUAACACAAAUUAUGAGCAGUCGAUACAGAGAAAUCUGAAGCUGACAGAAUAGUCAUCAACCCAGCAUCGACUUAUUUUUCCGAAUAAUUAUUGUAAGCAUUACGACAAAGUCUAUAACUAAGGUAGAUUUCCUGUUACCGGCUGUUCUAAUUGAAAAUUAUUGAUAGAGAAAGCUUUGACCACUUGACUGAUCUUGUAACUUUCAUCAAUCAUGGUGGAUUGAUGAUUUGAUGAAACCUUGGCUUGAGUUUAGGAACUUGAUUUCUUUUUUUUGCCAAACUUUAUGUCACUUGUAGUGUAGGUGAGAUGUUCAUCUGGUAAAAGAGGGGAGAGUAUACUGUGCAACACUAAACUUAGUCUUACUUUUUGAUUACGAGACAUAACGUUUGAUAGUAGGAGGCCAUUCGUUUAAUACCAAUAUUUAACAACAUAAGUCAUGUAAUUUUGAGAUCAGCAAGUUAAUGAUUUUAAGAAUGGAUUCAGAAUAUCAGGUGUUGAUUAAUAAGAAUGUAAAUCUUACAUUGCACAUAUCCAGCCACCAUCUACGCUUAAUGUUGACUGGUGUAAAAGUGAAUUGAAAGAUAGCUUAACCAAAACAACAAUUCAUGUAAGUAACCAACUGUCCAGGGUGACCCUUGUAGUUAAGUGCAUACGACCUGGUUUAGAACUUCACAUUAACAACAAUCAGUAGUUAGAGAUCGAUUACAACACCGAUUACCACAACGCGCAAUGCUGACUAGUGUUUGGAAUGGUUGGAAGAAAGUUAGGGGCGGCCAAACUAAAACGUGGCAUCAGUACUUGAAGUCAUUAACUUUUGGUCUGAGCGAUGUUGGAAGAUGCAGACUGCCUGGUUGGGGUCCGCGUGACUAUCGUAACCAAUGGUUGGAGACUGUAGGUGACAUGGCUCAGAAUCAAUCACAAUGGCCUAAGUGUUUACACUCUUUGUCUUUCUUUAAUCGAUGAGGUUUAAAUCGUUUCAUAUCUUUCUUUCUAUGAAUUAAUUCUUUAUUCCUGUACUAUGCUCUUAUACACAAUUUUUCUUUUAUAUAUUAUCACUAUUGAAUUAACUGCUCCUAUGAAUCCGGUGUUCAUCUUGUUGUGCUAAUACGGUAUGGCAACUUGGACCGAUGCAUAUAUGUGCCUGGUCUGACUGACUGACGUUGCAGCUGACUGACCUGGUCCUACAUUGUAGCUGACUGCCAGACUGACAAUUGUAUAGAAUACAAUCACUCAUUGUUUAUGAUGAACUUGAAUACUCAAAUGUUUGUAAUAACAUAAUGUACACUUCAUUCUUUUUUUCUCACUCUCAUAGAUGAAUUGGUCACUGAGAAAGAGAAAUACAAAGCACUCAGUGAAGAAUUGGAUUCAACUUUUGCAGAACUUACUGGAAACUAAUUAUCACAUGAUUUCUAUCCUGUCUCUCUCUGGGUGUGUGUGUGUCUUUCUUUUCUCUUUAUAUUCUAUAAACUGUUACUAAGUACCUUUUUUUCGAUCCUUUCCCAAAAAGUGGCACCUUAAUUAAUGAAAUAUAUUCUGCUUAUAUAAUAUCCAAUGAUAAUUUGUAUCUUAUUAAUGUUAUCUUAACAAUAUCCCCCCCCAUAAACCAAUACUAAUGAUCAAUUAGUCUUUGAGGAAUACUUGGUUACCAUUUCUCUGAUUCAUUCUCACACCCCCCCCCCAAUAUAUUGAUUAUAUUCAUAUGUAUGUGAAUGUUUUAUUGGAUCAAAUAGCUGAGAUCAACUGUCCUAUAUUCUUUUCAUUCAUUUUACUUAUGUCAAUAAUCAUAAUGAUGGUAACAUUUAAUUAUG